This is a messenger RNA of Egretta garzetta (little egret), 2982 nucleotides long. It is a transcript of the gene SYDE2, whose product is annotated as synapse defective Rho GTPase homolog 2. The transcript is spliced from 9 exons. Lineage: Eukaryota; Metazoa; Chordata; Aves; Pelecaniformes; Ardeidae. Gene Ontology annotation, biological process: signal transduction. The record is from RefSeq and is a predicted model, not a curated record.
AUGCUCAGCACCGUGUGCGUUGCAGCUCCUGGACAAAACAGGCUGAGCUGAAAACAAAAACUCAGCUUUGACUCUUACUCCACUGGCUCAAAUUUAAUCGAAAAUGUUUACAUAGCUUCGAGGAGCAGGAAGGAGCCCAGGUUCCCCCAGGCCAGCGAGGUCCCCGAGCACAGGCCGCAGGUGAACAGCAUUACUGUUUCUAAGAAACGCAGCUGGCUGCAGCAGAGCACGCACCGACCUCCUCCUCCUCCUCCUCCUCUGGAAGAAGAAAGCACCUGUAAAGAAACACAUGGGCCUGUUAUCCCAGUACCCAAAUCUCCCAUCCUGCUGCCUGAACCUGUGGUGCCGCGGGUUCUUUCCACGUCACCAGUGGGGCGGGAGCACCCCGCGCGAAGCUGCGCUCCUCUUGGUGCCCUGCCAAGCAUCGCAAGCCCAAGGAGCGCUGCUUUGGACUUCGGUGAGGAUAACGAUGCAGAUGAUGAAGGAGAAAUAUGGUACAACCCAAUCCCUGAAGACGAUGAGCCCGACUUGCUGAGGGUCCGCCCUUCCACUGUGAAUAGCCCUGUUGCUGUGGGCUCCCCGGUGUCUCGGUACAAAUCCUCCCCUGGGUGUGACUUGGGGAUGGCCACAGGUCCCUGCGAGGGUCCCCCACGCACCAUGGAGAGCGUGGGGGACAGUCGGACAGCUCAGCCCAGAGAAAUGAGUCAGGCCGAUGCAGUGCAUCCCGGGGAGCACGUGCAGCAGCACCGACAGAGGUUUGCCUGCAAGGCUCCUAGCGUGCCAGCAGUAGAGGACAAUCCUGCCUUUAAGUGCCCUUCAACAGGGUCUGGAGUUGUACUUGCACACAAGACUGAUAUCCCCUCGACAGAGGUUUCUCCUCCAAGUCCCAGUCCUCUGAAAAAAAGCGGAUCAAUCAACUGGCCUUUCCCUGAUAGAAUUAAAUCUCCCAGGACUGUGAGGAAGCUUUCCAUGAAAAUGAAAAAGCUGCCAGAGCUGAGCAGGAAACUGAGUGUCAAGGGAACCUCAAGCCAUACUAGUUCAGAUAAUCCUCCUUCCCUGCUGAAAAGUAGCUGCCGGGAUACAAGCCAUACAGUGUCUUUGCCAUCUUCUGGAAACUCAACCACAGCUGCCUGCAGGAAUGUGAUAAGUCGUUACCAUCUCGACAGCAGCGUGUCGUCGCAACACACCUACAAAAAGAAAAGCUCAAGGAGCUCCAAGUCCUUCAACAAAGGUGGUUAUCUCAGUGAUGGUGACUCUCCUGAACUUUUAACAAAAUCAGGUAAACAUGGGCAUGAAACCAAGUGUGGGAAAGGAAAGGAGAACCUUCCAAGUAACAGUGGUAAAAGUGAAAUAGAUAUAGAUGCUUUCAGACACUAUAACUUUUCUGAUCAACCCAAGUGCUCUCAGUACAUCUCUGGACUCAUGAGCAUUCACUUUUAUGGUGCUGAAGACUUAAAACCACCAAGAAUAGACUCAAAAGAUGUCUUUUGUGCAAUACAGGUUGACUCAGUAAACAAAGCAAGAACAGCCCUGCUUACGUGCAGGACGACGUUUCUAGAUAUGGACCACACGUUCAACAUAGAAAUUGAAAAUGCUCAGCACUUAAAGCUGGUGGUGUUCAGCUGGGAACCCACCCCGCGGAAAAAUCGGGUGUGUUGUCAUGGAACCGUGGCUCUUCCCACUCUCUUCCGAGUGACAAAGACACACCAGCUGGCUGUCAAACUGGAACCGAGGGGGCUUAUUUACGUCAAGCUGUCGCUCAUGGAGCAGUGGGAGAACUCUCUUGAUGGUCUUGAUGCAGAUCGGGAGCCUGUGAUGUUCGGGGUAGAUGCUCGAAAAGUUGUAGAGAAGGAAAAUGCGGGCUUGAUGGUGCCACUUUUGAUGCAGAAAUGCAUCCUGGAGAUUGAAAAGAGAGGCUGUCAGGUGGUGGGCCUGUACCGGCUAUGUGGCUCGGCAGCGGUCAAGAAGGAGCUUCGGGAGGCGUUUGAGAGGGACAGCAAGGCUGUUACUCUCUGUGAAAGCCAGUACCCAGAUAUUAAUGUCAUAACAGGCGUCCUAAAGGAUUACCUGCGAGAGCUACCCUCUCCCCUGAUAACCAAGCAGCUCUACGAAGCGGUGUUGGAUGCCAUGGUGAAAAAUCCCUUGAAAAUGACGGCAAGUGGAUGCGAAAAUGACCUGAGUGACUCUGAGCACACAGCAGCCCUCCUGGAUUGCCUGCCAGACGUGGAGAAGGCUACCCUGAAGAUGCUGUUGGAUCACCUGAAACUGGUGGCUUCUUACCACGAAGUAAAUAAGAUGACGUGCCAGAAUCUAGCUGUGUGUUUUGGGCCUGUGUUACUGAGCCAGAGGCAGGAGACCACCAACCAAUGGACUUCAAAAAACACAUAGAGGUUCUUCACUAUUUACUCCAAGCUUGCUAGUGCCCUGGACUUCAAAAAACACAUAGAGGUUCUUCACUACUUACUCCAGCUGUGGCCAGUACAUCACUCACCUGCCAACGAACCAUCACAUCUGAAUGCAUUUCCUGAGCACCCAUCCUCCCUGAAUUACCUGAGACCCAAGAGGCAGAGACCCCAGAUGCUGAACCUGAGCGGUACCGAGAUGUCUGGGGUACUCAGACCAAGGCCAGCGGGUCUAGACAGCCCAUCAAGCAACCGCUACGCUGGAGACUGGAGUAGUUGUGGGGAGAACUACUUCUUAAACCCAAAAGACUGCCUGAGUGAGGCAGACUACGAUGACGUCCCUUCGGAAGACACAGAGAGCGGGGAUGACGGCAGCAAAGCCGAGGAGUCGGACACCCCGGUAAGAGGCCCGCAGCCCAUCCCCGGAGAGCACACCUUUCAGAGCUAUUUGACAAUGCAAGCGAUAGACUCCGUGGUGGAUCACAGAGCAAACCUCAAAGACCUGCAGGAAAGCAUUGAUACUCUGAUAGGAAACCUGGAAAGGGAACUCAACAAAAACAAGCUAAAUAUGAGUUAUUAA